This is a messenger RNA of Penicillium brasilianum, 7607 nucleotides long. Lineage: Eukaryota; Fungi; Ascomycota; Eurotiomycetes; Eurotiales; Aspergillaceae. The record is from the annotation of a GenBank genome assembly.
CCGCAACUCUCGUCCUUUGACUCUUAGCCUCAUUUCACCUCUCGAAUUGUCCUUCCCCACCCCUCACUCGCUUGUCGUCUUUUCAAUCUCGACGAAUUUCUACCUUUUUUCGGUAUCGCCAUGUCCUAAGGUUCCCCCGAUUGCGCUGUGUGUACUUGGUUCUGAGCAGUGCACACCGCGCGUUGGGACAAGUGAGCUUCCGAUACAGCUCCAGCUUUGCGCCGCGACUCUUUCCUUUCACCCCAACGUAGCGGCAACACCGCCUCACCACUGGUGAGCCUCUUCUCAUCAUGGCAGACACGGCAAUCGAACUACCGUAUCUGUCUUCGCAAUAUGCCAUCCCCGAAUCUACCCUCUCCACCUUGACCCAAGCCCCUACCACGGAAUUAGUCAACCAGCUCCUGCAAUCGAUCACAAAGAAGGCACACGAAUUCGAUGAGCUCAAAUCUGACAAGCUCCGCUUGGAGGUCGAGCUUGAAAAUGCCGUGCGCAGCAACGAGUCGAAAGUGAAGGUGUUGAAGACAUCCGUCGAGAAGGGCCAUGCCGACGUCGAGGAUUUAAGAAAGAAACUUCAUGAAUCCGAAAACACCCGCUCAGCCUUGGAGUCAGAGAUCUCCACCCUCAAAUCGUCAACCACCUCCAAUGAGACCGAGUUCAACUCUCUCAAGUCCCGAAUCUCAACCCUCGAGUCUGAAAAGCGCGAAAGCCUUGCCUUUCUCGAGUCCAAGUCUGCUGCUCAUGACAAGCUAGCCGAGGAGCUCUCAGCUCAGCACAAGAAGACCAUCGAGUUGCGUCGUGAGCUUUCUACUGUGGAACAGAACCUCCAGGCUGCGAACUCCGCCGCUGCGAGUGCCCGGUUCCGUGAGCAGAAUCUCCAACAAGAGGUGGAUCUGACCAAAAAAAACAAUGAGUGGUUCGAGACCGAGCUGAAGACUAAGGGCGCGGAAUACACGAAGUUCCGCAAAGAAAAGAGUGCAAGGAUCGCGGAGCUUCAACGCACUAACGAGGAGGCUGCCAACAUCAUUGACACUCUACGACGCAGCGAGAACACUUUGAAGGCUCGACUCGACGAGACGGAGCAGCGCUACGAAGAGUCAUUGGCUACUAUCAGCCAGCUCAAGGACAGUGCUAUCCAGACCGAGGAGACAUUCCGUGUUGAGCUGGAGACUGCGAGUCGUCUCGCUAAGCUGCAAGAGUCCGCUGCACAAUCUGCAAAGCAACGUGCGCAGGAGUGCCAGAUUGCCCUCGAAAAUGCCAAGAAUGAAGCCGCGGAGGAAAUUUCUCGCCUUCGCGUCGAGAUGGAGACCGAACAUGCUGAUAAGGAGGCCGCAGAGACUCGUGUUUCUGAGCUCGAGGCAACGGUCGCUCAGCUUGAAUCACAGGGUCCCCGGAACCGAUCCGCAAGCCCGGCUCGUUCUCUGAACGGCGCAGGACCUACUACUCCCAUGCGACCAGGCACCCCCGGCGGCACUUUCUCACCACGCAUGUCGCGCACAAAGGGCAAUUUAACCUUCACGCAGAUGUACACGGAAUAUGACAAAAUGCGCACUCAGCUCUCCGCCGAGCAAAAGACCAAUCAGGAACUCAGGUCCACACUCGACGAGAUGCUCCAGGAGCUGGAGUCUACAAAACCAGAGAUUGACGACCUGCGGAGUGACCACAAACGCCUCGAGGACGCAGUCAUGGAUUUGUCUGGUCUCUUGGAAAGUUCUGCGAAGGAGCGCGAUGAUGCCAUCAAGGCAUCAAGAAAAUGGCAAGGCAAGGUUGAGGGCCUCACCCGUGAAGGCGAUAUUUUGCGCCAACAACUUCGGGACCUUAGUGCCGAAGUCAAAGUCCUGGUCAUGGAAGUGGCUAUUGCCAAACACGGCGAAGACUACGAUCGCGAGGAACUCGAGAAGAUUGCGCGGAAGGAAAUCGAAGACUCCUCAGCAGAGCUAAACCCAACCGGCCUCUUCAUAAGUCGCAACCUGGUCACGUUCAAGGACCUCCACGAAAUUCAAGAGCAAAACCUCACGCUUCGGCGUAUGCUGCGUGAGCUCGGCGAUAAGAUGGAGGGCGAGGAGGCUCGCGCCAAGGAUGCCAUCCGCCAACAGGAAGUUGAGGAAUUGAAGGAACUGAGGAUUCGUGUCCAGACUUACCGCGAUGAGAUUGCCAACCUGGUUGCGCAAUCAAAGAGCUACGUUAAGGAGCGAGAUACAUUCCGGAGCUUGCUUACUCACCGGCGUCAGACUGUCGGGGGAGAUACAGCUUUCUCUCAAUCUGUUCCUCCAGGUUCUGCACCCCCCGGUGCUUUCGAUAGCCAGCUGAAGGACAAUACGGAUUAUGGCGAUCUUCUUCGCAAGUUGCAAGCUCAUUACGAUACAUUCCGCGAGGAGACGCUUGCAGACCACUCUUCUCUCCGCCAACAAGUCAACGAGCUCUCGAGAAAGAACAGUGAAUUGAUGAGCGAGAUCAGCCGGUCGAAUAGCCAGCUGGCCGCCGCGACGCAACGUGCAGAACUUCUCCAAAGCAACUUCGAUAUGCUCAAGAACGAGAGUGGUGGCCUUCAGAACCGUUAUUCGAGUCUGCUAGAGAAUUCUAGCAAGCAGGAACUACGAACACAACAAGCUGCCGAGGAUCUUGUCGAGGCUAAGGGUCUUGUUGAGAGUCUUCAGCGAGAGAACUCUAAUCUCAAGGCCGAGAAAGACUUGUGGAAGAACAUCGAGAAGCGUCUUAUCGAUGAUAUUGAGAGCCUGCGCAACGAGCGUGGGCGUCUUGACUCCCUCAACGCGAACCUCCAAACGAUCCUCAACGAGCGAGAACAUACCGAAUCCGACAGCCGUCGUCGACUCCAAUCUACGGUGGAAACACUCGAGUCUGAGCUACAAUCUACAAAAAGGAAGCUCAAUGACGAGACCGAAAGUGCCAAGCAAGCCGCAUUACGUCGAAACUACGAACAGGAGCAGAGUCAAAAGCGAAUUAAUGACCUGGUCACCAGCCUGGGUGCCGUUCGUGAGGAAUUGGUCGCGACCAAGACUACCCGUGAUCACCUUCAAUCACGGGUUGAUGAGCUCACUGUUGAGUUGAAGAGUGCCGAAGAGCGCCUCCACGUCAUUCAGUCGCGGCCAAAUGUUUCGGCUAUCCCGAUUGAUCGCUCCGCUGCCACUGAAGAAAGCGGAGAUACCAACGGUCUGAGUCGCGAACAGGAGCUUCUCAUUGAAAUUUCAGAGCUCAAACGUGAUCUUGAUCUCGCAAAGGGUGAGCUUGCUCACGCCAAAGAGCAAGUAGAAGAAUAUCGGGCGAUCAGCCAGUCAACCGAGGAGCGGAUGGAAGCGGAAGCGGACACCCAUGCCCAAUACCGCGAGGAAACCGACCGGUUGAUCGAGGAGAAGGACAAAAAGAUCCAAGACCUCGAGAGCCGGAUCGAAGAGAUUUCUACCGAGCUUUCUACCACCACUAGCGAGAUUACGAAGCUUCGUGAUGAACAGGGCGAAGCAACGCGUCAUUUGGAAGACCAGAAGGCUCAUUUGGAGUCGGAACUAAGUCGUCUCAAGGACGACAAUGACAGACAUGUCGCCGCGGCUCAGUGCCAUCAGGAUGACCUUAAGGCGCAGGCCGAAAUCUCGCAAAAUCUCCAGAGGAAUUACGAGGCCGAGCUGAUCAAGCACGCUGAGGCUGCCAAGAAUGUCCAAGCCGUUAGGGCUGAAGCCAACCAGUUGAAGCUCGACGUGGCUGAGCUGCGUACACAGACCGAGACCUACAGAAAGGAUCUGGCUCAGAAAGAAGAGAGCUGGGCGGAACAGAGAGCGCGCUAUGAAGGCGAACUCGCCGAGGUACAGAAGCGCCGGGAAGAGGUGAACCAUCAGAAUUCUGUUCUCCACUCCCAGCUAGAGAAUAUCACCGCGCAGAUUGCUGCCCUCCAGCGCGAUCGGGCAGGCGUGCCCGAAAGCGAUGAGCAAGAAGGCAACCAGGCAGCCCCAGACCUGGAGGGACUGCAAGAGGUCAUUAAAUACCUUCGACGUGAGAAAGAGAUCGUGGAGGUCCAAUACCACCUUUCAACUCAAGAAGCUAAACGGCUGCGCCAACAAUUCGACUACACUCAAUCCCAGCUGGACGAAACUCGACUUAAGCUUGAGCAGCAACGUCGUGCUGCUGCAGACAAUGAGCACCAUGCUCUGAAUCACAACAAACUCAUGGAAACACUCAACGAGCUCAAUCUGUUCCGUGAGAGCAGUGUUACCCUUCGGAACCAGGUCAAGGACACCGAAGCGGCUCUUGCCGAAAAGUCUGCUCGUGUCGAUGAGUUGACACAGCAAAUUCAGCCUCUGGAGACUAAGAUCCGUGAGCUGGAGGGAAUCGUCGAGGCCAAAGAUGGCGAGUUACAGCUGUUGCAAGCCGACCGGGAUCAUUACCAGAAGCGCGUGCAAAACAUUCUGCAGAAAUACGAUCGUGUCGAUCCACAGGAAAUGGAGGCGUUAAAUGAGAAACUGGCGACCUUGCAGAAAGAACGCGAUGAGGCCAUCUCUGCGCGCGACACACUUCAAGCUGAGGCCGCAGAAAAGAUCCAGGCUGCGGAGCAAGCCGCAGAAACUCGCAUCACCGAGCUUCGUCAAAAACUCACUGAACAGUUCAAGGCCCGAUCCAGGGAGCUGUCCAUGAAAAUCAAUGCCCACAAACAAGAGAAGGAUGUCCUGCAAGCUGAGCUGGAUCGCACAAAGGCUGAGCUUGAAGCGGUCAAGGCCAAGGUCCCUGAAACGCCUCCUACAACAACGACGACAUCAGCUGCCCCUGCUGCCGAUGAGGCUGCUCCAGUGAACGCGACGCCUGCGUCCCAGUUCCCCACGGGUACGACCACCUUGGUAUCAUCCGGCGACGAGCAGAAGAUCAAGGAGUUGGAAGCCAAGAUUGAGCGCCUGGAGACUGCUCUUGCCGAGAAGGACGCUCUUAUCGCUACCAAAGAUGCGGAGAUGGACGCAAGAGUCAAGGAGCGCGCCGACAAGCUCAAGGACUCCUUUAACAGCAAACUGGGUGAGAUCAAGGCAAGCCACCGCCAGGAACUCGAAAAGCUUUCUUCCGGGGGGGCUCCUGUCCCUGCCACCCCCGUUGCAGGCGCCGAACAGACACCCGCCACACCGUCCAAGUCUCUUCCUGGUGUACCUGACCUUACUGAGCAACAAGCCCGUGAUCUUGUUCAGAAGCACGAGACCAUCCGUAACAUUAUAAGGAGCAAUAUCCGCACCAAGGUUACUCAGGCCGAGGAGAAGGCCAAGGAGGAAGCCCAACAGGCUUCAAAGGCACAUGAAGAGGCCGUGGCCGCGUUGAAGAAAGCCCAAGAGGAGGAAACUACCGAAAAGGUCAAGGCUGCUGUGCAGCUGUCCGACAAGAAGACAGCCGCCCGGAUUAGCAUGCUGGAUACUCGCCUCAAAACAUCCCAGGCGAAAAUUGACGUCGUUUCCAAGGCUGCCGAGGAAACCCCGCAAAGGCCGGUGGUUGAAGUUUGGGAGAUCGCAAAGACGGCGAGACCCCCAGCUCCGACCCCUAAACCCCCGAUGGGUGCAUCUCCAGUGCCCGUUGCGUCUCCUGUGCAGGCGAGCCCUGUAACUCCUGCUGCGUCCGCUCCUGGCCCAGCCCCUGCUGCCCAGCAAGCUGCCGUACCCGUACCUGUGCCCGAGGCUUCUGCGCCACGACAGAAUGAGCCCGGAGAAAAGAAUGCUGAGGCUGCUUCGACAACUCCAAACCCAUUCGGCCAAGUGCAGCCGAGUCCUCAACAGCAGCAGCAACAGCAGCCGCAGUCGCAGUCGCAGUCGCAGUCGCAGUCGCAACCUCCUUCACUACCCUCGAAACCUCCAUCAGGCACUGCCCCCGGCAUGCUGCGCGCCCUACAGUCUGGCCUCCCCGUUGCUCGUGGAGGUCGCGGUGGCCGCGGUGGCGGCCAACAGAAUCCUUUCGGUCACCCUCAACCGCAACAGGCUGACCAACAAGCCCAAGGACAAACGCAGAGCCAACGCGGUACGGGUGUUUCUCGUGGCCGAGGUGGUCGUGGCGGCCAAGGUCGCGGAGGAAACCAAACCGCCGGCAGUGCUCAACCCCAAAACCAAAACCAAGGCCCGGCUAGCCCCGCGGCCAAUCGUGGUGCGCUCAAUGUCCAGGCACGCCAGUUCAUUCCACAGGGAAACAAGCGGUCACGCGAGGAUGGAUCUGAUACAACCAAUGAAGGCGCAAGUGGUGGAAAGCGCAUGAGGGGAGGCGGCGGACAAGCUCGCGGCGGCGGUUCCUCCUAGGGUGUUUCUCUUUUCUAUAUUUUUCUAUUGAUGUAUUUCUUACUUUUGAGAAGAGGCAUAUCGGGUGCCUCGCAUGCUUUGUUUUUGCCUUUCGGGGCCGUCAUGUUCCAAGCUGCUGCGCAUAUCUUUCCUUUUCUUUCUGUAUCUAGAUGCUCAAUCUAUGGUGGAGUUCUGGAGGUUCAAUCUUUCACAUUGUACAAGAUCUAGAUUUCGUAGCUGGACGUCGUUUUAGGACCAAUAUGUGUCUUCAGAAAGAUGCCACUAGGAUACUCUAUGCCAUUGUCGACAAGGCGGGAGCUUUCAAAGAAUAUCACAGGACUUACUGAGUUUUGAAAAGGUUGAAAUCUGAAAAGGUUCAUCAUCAUCAUCGACUAGACGAGGGUAUACGCAAAACAAAAUUCCUGGAACGAAAACAACACAACGCCACGAAGCUGGGGAACCCAUCGCAUCUAUAUUGACUGACCUCAACGCAGCCCUAUUUCUUUUUCCCAGCUCCAGCAGGCACAAUCAUCCUCCCCAACACCUCUCUCUCCUUCUGAAGAACCAUCAACCUUGCAUCCUCAAUGAUCUUCCCUUCCGGAGCUGGCGGCGGGACGGGCAAUUGCGCAACCUGAGCCGCAACCACAACCGCCGGCGCGGGCUCCCUCCCCAAACGCGCUCGUUUCCGUCGUUGUCCCACUCCAGAGCCCCAUACGACCGUCCACUCAGGAACAGACCCGUUGACAGGGACCUGGCAACCGGAGCAAACCUUGGAGUGUGCGCCCACGUCUGCGUAUCGGUUUAUCGUGACGAGGGUCUCGAUUGUAGCGGAGGAAUGGAUAUUUGCACCAGGAAGCACCGUGGAGUGAGGGCCGAUGGUUACAAAGUAUGAGAUGCGGGUAGCGUUAUCUUGUCCCGGGCCUUGUCCUUGUAUUUGCGGCGCAGAGAAUGUGACGUCCGUAGAUGAAGAUGUGGGAGACGGGCCCGUCGAAGAAGACGGUGACGGCCUCGUCGAUGCUGAUGUACCCGGUGCGGCUCCAAUGAUUGCCUUCUCGCUGAUUAUACAUCCAUCGCCGACGGAGAUUGGGCCCUCGAAGGCGUAGAACCGCGCGCGGGGGUGGAUGACCGUCCCCGCGCCGAUGGUUACGGGGUAUGUUCCCUGGAAGAUGGCGGUGUCUGCGAUGGUGGCCGAGGGAUCGGCUUUGAGGGGAGCCUUUGGUGGACCGGUUGGGGUGUGUGAGGAUGAGGAUGAGCGAUGCUGCGCUGGAGGGGGCUUAAGGGUUGCCAUUGGGGAGGUUUGUUUUGAGAAGAAAGAUGUUUUGGUGUUCAAAUGCGCUGGGAGGGGGGGGGAUUUGGGUCGGCGAUUGC